Messenger RNA from Thecamonas trahens ATCC 50062, 765 nucleotides. RefSeq lists its product as uncharacterized. Bases 1 to 765 code for a protein of 254 amino acids. NCBI's taxonomy places the organism in Eukaryota, Apusomonadida, Apusomonadidae. The record is from RefSeq and is a predicted model, not a curated record. The transcript is spliced from 2 exons.
AUGCCAAGAAUGUCCACUGCCGCCUCGCCCUCGGCCGUCGCGGAACUGCUAUUUUCGGCUCGGGCAGCCGUCUGCGGCGAUGACCCGUGCUCGCUGCUGGCCGACGAUGUAGCUGGUGACUUUGAUGUCACCUGCAACUCGCUCUGCGCAACGCGAAAGACCGUCGGCCGCCAUCGCCUGCUCAAAGGCUCGGCCAGUGUAGCUGGCGGCGAGACGGGCGGAGCCGAAAGCUGUGCCGGCGCUGAUGCGGGCUUGGCCGAGCGUGCUUUGGCGCCGAUCGAGUACUUUGAGGCGCUCAUCUUGACGCUGCCGCCGGACGGCGGCGUGUGCCUCGGCGUUGUCCCGCAGAGCGCGCCGUGGAAGACCUCGGUCGGCGCGCCCAACGCCGGCCUCGGCCUCCUCUCGACGGGACACCUGGUCGACAGCGGGGUGUUCACCCGACUGCCCGAGGCUGUCGACCUUCCGCUGACGGCAGGCGAUGUCAUCGGCGUCCGCCUCGCCCGCGGCGUCGACGACGGCGACGGCGACACGGUUGUCACCUUUAGCAUCAACGGCGCCGAGGUGGCGUCUUUGGCGGCGAUGCUGCAUGCGCAGCCGCAUGUGCCGGGCCUCUCGCUCCGCGGCGUCGGCACCCGCGUCCAGAUGGCUUUCCGCAGCCUCGACUGGCGCUUCCCACCCGACGACCUCGUCGUGCCGUCCGAGCCGUCGUCGCCACUCGCGGCCUCGCCCCUCGCGGCCGCACCGCUGCGGCCGUCGGCACAGUGA